Otolemur garnettii (small-eared galago) is the source of this 1650-nucleotide messenger RNA. It is a transcript of the gene UROS, whose product is annotated as uroporphyrinogen III synthase. The transcript is spliced from 10 exons. Gene Ontology annotation, molecular function: uroporphyrinogen-III synthase activity. The record is from RefSeq and is a predicted model, not a curated record. The coding region runs from base 589 to 1386 and encodes 265 amino acids. NCBI's taxonomy places the organism in Eukaryota, Metazoa, Chordata, Mammalia, Primates, Galagidae. Gene Ontology annotation, biological process: uroporphyrinogen III biosynthetic process.
AGUCUUGCUGUGUUUUAAGGCUAGUCUUGAACUCGUGGGCUCAAGUCAUCUGAAGCCUUGGUCUUUCCACGUGCUGGGAUUAGAGGCGAGAGGUGCUGUGCCCUGCCAAGAGCACUGAGUGUGGGCCCAGAAUCCUGGGUGUGAGUCCAGCUCUGUCGCUGUGCAGUCCUGAGGCUUUGAAUGAGUGUCUUCCACUACAUGCCUUGGCUUCCUCACAGACCCGUCCACUUGACAUGUGCAGGACUCUGAGAGCAGUGCCUGGCAGGUUGUAAGUGUCAGUAAAUGUCUUUGCUGUCAUUAUUACCUUCUUUGAGUCACUCAGCAAGCCUGUGGCUUGGUAGGGCACAGGUUAUGCCCAUUUAAGAUAGGAAAAAACAAUGGGUAAGUAAUAAAGCUGGGACCAGAGCCCAGGUACCUUGCCUCUUAGUCCUGGGCUUGUUCUGUGACACCAGACUUCCUUACAUUGUCCCCAUAGAGAGAAAGGAAAAUAAAAGGGCAAGCAGAAAUGAGAAGAGGAGAGGAGAAAUACAUCUCUAAACAAGAAGCUUCCUGUGGUUACUAAGCACCUUAUAAGGACUUCAGGCAAUAAUGAAGGUUCUUUUACUGAAAGAUGCUAAGGAAGACGAUGGUGGCCAGGAUCCAUACAUCAGGGAAUUAGGUUUAUAUGGACUUGAAGCCACUUCGAUUCCUGUUUUAUCAUUUGAGUUUUUGUCUCUUCCCAGUUUCUCUGAGAAGCUGUCUCAUCCUGAAAAUUACGGGGGACUCAUUUUUACCAGUCCCAGAGCAGUGGAAGCAGUGGAGUUGUGUUUGGAGAAAGACAAUGAAGCUGAAGUGUGGGAAAAGUCUCUGAGAGAAAAGUGGAAUGCUAAGCCAGUGUAUGUGGUUGGAAAGGCCACUGCUUCUCUAGUGAGCAAAAUUGGCCUGGAUACAAAAGGAGAAAACUGUGGAAAUGCAGAAAAGCUUGCGGAAUAUAUUUGUUCCAGGGAGUCAUCAGCAUUACCUCUUCUGUUUCCCUGUGGAAACCUCAAGAGAGAAAUCCUGCCAAAAAUGCUCCAGGCUGAAGGGAUCCCCAUGGAGAGCCUCACAGUCUAUCAGACAGCCGCACACCCGGGAAUCCAGGGGAACCUGAACAGCUACUAUUCCAAGCAGGGCCUCCCAGCCGGCAUUGCCUUUUUCAGUCCCUCUGGCAUUACCUACACUCUCAAGCAUAUUCAAGAGUUAUCUGGUGACAGCAUUGAUCAAAUUAAGUUCGCAGCCAUUGGCCCCACCACGGCUCGUGCCCUGGCCACCCAGGGACUGCCUGUGAGCUGCACUGCAGAGAGCCCCACGCCGCAGGCCCUGGCCACGGGCAUCAGAAAGGCAUUGCAGCCCCAGGACUGCUGUUGAGUCAGCUGCCCUGCAGCCUUGCCCUGUGGCUGUCCUGGGCUGGGCUCCUCCCCACGGGCAAGGACCACUGGACGCUGCUUCCACAUGGAGCUGGGCAUCAGGGCCCUUGGGAGCUGCCACCAUCAAACUUCUGCCUCAAGUCUGAGUGGAACCAGCUGGAAACCAGGAAUCAGGUCACAUGCAUGUGACCACCCUCCACAGACACCAGCUUAGACUCCAGCCCAGGCCCUGUGAGGAAGGAAACCAAAUAAACCACACUGGCUA